Molecule: messenger RNA, 1977 nt
Organism: Suillus clintonianus
Lineage: Eukaryota; Fungi; Basidiomycota; Agaricomycetes; Boletales; Suillaceae
Product: WD40-repeat-containing domain protein
Exons: 12
Coding region: 145-1818 (557 amino acids)
Biological process (GO): proteasome-mediated ubiquitin-dependent protein catabolic process
Cellular component (GO): GID complex
Molecular function (GO): protein binding
Source: RefSeq, a predicted model, not a curated record
UAUGACUUUUCAGUCCUUCAAAGAAUUCUCAAUGGGGACGUCAUAUCACGCCCUGUGACACCGGAUGCGACAGAUAUAACCGACGCACGCUGGAAUGAGAUUGAGAAGUGUUGGUCAGCUGCAGGGUCUCGUCCAUCCGCCUCAAUGACCAUGGACUUUUUGAAGACCGAAUUAGAGAUUUUAACAGAUGACGACACGACUGUGGAGUUGCGGAAGAUCAUACACUACUGCAAUCAACGCAUCCUGGCCGUUCGCGGUUUGAUAAGACGAGUGUCUUUCAAGAAGGUAACCGACGCGAUAACCCGGUACAGACAUAAGCACCAUACUCUUCCUACCACGCAGGAGGGCCCGAGGAUGCUUGAACUUGGUCACCGCCACGAAGUAGCUAUAUCCGUGUGUUCGGAAUAUACUGAGCGCCCCAAUUCUAUGGAAGCGCUUGCAAGUGAAGAGAGCGAGACUUCUCGUCGAUCCAUUGCCCGUCAGCGCUUCAAGGGAGCUGUGCGUUCUGUCAUCAUGAUGCAACAGCAGCAAGCAGGGCAGACCCCGCUAUAUCUACGGCCCUUCAUGCCGCCACGAACACCCUCUUUUGAUCGAGUUUCGAUCUUGAUCCCAAAGCUUAAAACCCUGGAACCCACACAUGACCUCUCCGUACACACUGCUCUUGUUUGUCAUCUGCAAUUCUCCCCAAAUGGUAAAUAUCUCGCUACAUCAAGUUGGGAUCGGUCUUCUGUCAUCUUUCGUGUCGGAGAUUCUUUUCAAAAUCAAGCUGUUCUUGUACACGUGCGAGGCUUUAUCGGCCAGGUGGCCUGGUCUGCGUCUGGUACGAUUCUCUUGACGAGAUUAACUCGUGGAAUCAAGGUCUGGACGGAGGAAGGACUCUGUAAGAGAACAAUCGAUCGGCCGCACUCCGUAUCAUCUAUUGCAUGGCUUCCUGGUAGCGAGACGCAAUUCUUCUCUGUCGAAGGUAGCGAUGUGUUUAAACUGGACGUUCAAGGGAAGGUUCUUGAUUCGUAUCACUUUGGUCGCAUCCAGUUGCACAAUGUAGCUGUGAGUCCAGAUGGCCAGCGGUUACUGGGUGUGGGUCCACUACUUGCGGCACCUAAUGGAUUGCAUCCAAGCCGCACCACUAGGGUUGAGAAACGUAUAAUAGUUUUCAACAUCGAGACUAGAGCAUUUGAAAACCAGACGCCCGUCGUUAACGACGUGCGUGACAUAACGAUGUCCAAAAGAGGUGGAAACGUGCUUGUUUCCUUCGAGCGCAAGACACCUCCGCAGUUAUGGAAGAUGGAGCUAGUGCGAGAUGCUAGAGAUCACGAACGCCCCUAUGCACAAGUCGCGAGGCUUCUUCUCCGCCACACGUAUCUGCCCAAAGCUCAGGUGGAUUUCGCGGGCUCGAGCUACUUUGGCGGCAAAGAUGACCAGCUAGUGUUAUGUGCUGGAAAAGCGGGGGAUAUACAUAUCUGGGAUCGUGAUAGUGCAGCUUUGCUCCAUUACAUUCGACCUCAAACAUUUGGCGGGGUCUUGACAUGUGUUGCAUGGAAUCAUUCCACUGACGAACCUUUCAUGUUCGCCACGGGCAGCCACGACGGUACGGUACGCAUAUGGGCGACGCCAGCGGGGGACCGCUCAUCUGAUGACGCAUCUUAUUUCGAGCGGCGCACUGAUGCUGGUAUGACAACAGUCUCAGAUCAGUAUGCGUCUUCGCCCAUUCUGGGCCCAGCGCCGGUGCCCGGAUCCAGCUGUCGUCGAGAAAGAGCACCGACCGUACGGACUACAUUCUCGAUAGGGUCCACCUGUUCAUGGCAUAAUCAUGCAUAAUUAUGGCCAACUGUAGAUGUAUGGUUAUGUAUGGUUGAUGCUCAUCCCACCACAUUAUGCAUAAUGCCCUCCACGUCAUACCCAGGGCAGUAGCCACCAUAUGCUUACUCAUGUAUAUCUAGGAUAUUUUUAAAUCUCAGCUAUGCAUGUCAUUCCCAG